Molecule: messenger RNA, 1140 nt
Organism: Sinocyclocheilus rhinocerous
Lineage: Eukaryota; Metazoa; Chordata; Actinopteri; Cypriniformes; Cyprinidae
Product: ER lumen protein-retaining receptor 2-like
Exons: 3
Coding region: 9-461 (150 amino acids)
Biological process (GO): protein retention in ER lumen
Cellular component (GO): membrane
Molecular function (GO): ER lumen protein retrieval receptor activity
Source: RefSeq, a predicted model, not a curated record
AUGUUCCCAUGCAGGUCAUCUAUAUCGCAUGUGCUUAUGCCACGGUUUACCUGAUAUACGUGAAGUUCAAGGCCACGUAUGAUGGCAACCACGACACGUUCAGAGCAGAGUUCCUGGUUGUUCCAGUCGGCGGCCUGGCCUUCCUCGUCAACCAUGACUUCUCUCCUUUGGAGAUCAUGUGGACGUUCUCCAUCUACCUGGAGUCCGUGUCCAUCCUCCCACAACUGUUCAUGAUCAGCAAGACCGGAGAAGCCGAGACCAUCACCACUCACUACCUGUUCUUCCUCGGCCUCUAUCGCGCCCUGUAUCUCAUCAACUGGAUCUGGCGCUUCUACUUCGAAGGCUUCUUCGACAUGAUCGCCAUCGUGGCAGGCAUCGUUCAGACAAUCCUGUACUGCGAUUUCUUUUAUCUCUACGUAACAAAAGUGUUGAAAGGAAAGAAGCUGAGUCUGCCAGCUUAAGUCUGAAAGAGCGCGGCGCACGGGACGCAGAGGACGAGUAAGAUGCCUGAGACGGAGUACGAAAGAAGAGAUCCAGUCCUGUUCACAUCAGGUGCUCCGGAACAGCUCUGGAUUCAAGAUUCAGAACCACAGCUUCAACCAAGUCUUCGGAUUCCUGUUUUAUGCAUCUUGUCUUACCCUUUUUUAUUAUUCUGUAUCAAAGAAAAAGUUUUCUACAUGAAACGUGUGCUAUGAUUUGACCGACGGCAUCAUAAACGAGCUGAACGUUGCCUCGGUGCUAACAGGCAGGGACUGAUUCUUAUGAUGAGUAUUGAUUUUGUUUGUAAGAGUAUUUUCAAUCUGAUUAAAUGUACGUUUUCAAAAAGAUUAUGGGAGUAUUUGUAGCUCCAUGGGGUAAAAUUGAAUAAUAAAAAAAAAAAAGUUUUUGCUCAGAUUCUUAUUGCAAUAAUCCUUUGUUAAAAAAGGUCGGUCAUAAUAUAGUGGUUCCCCAAACCUCUUGUUUAAUUAGGUUCAAAUGAUGCAAUCUCAAUGUUUGCAAGAUGGAAAUUUCAAAUUUGUACUUAAAGCUGAACUGUUGGGAACCGUGCCAUUGUCUGUCAGCGUACAGUAUUGACACUGCCUUUAUCACUGUAAAUGGCUUCAUAAAGAACCAAAAAUAAAUUGUACAAAUGCUCUCACA